This is a messenger RNA of Talpa occidentalis (Iberian mole), 3191 nucleotides long. RefSeq names its product HID1 domain containing (gene HID1). The transcript is spliced from 19 exons. Bases 12 to 2381 code for a protein of 789 amino acids. The record is from RefSeq and is a predicted model, not a curated record. Lineage: Eukaryota; Metazoa; Chordata; Mammalia; Eulipotyphla; Talpidae. Gene Ontology annotation, cellular component: Golgi medial cisterna; Golgi trans cisterna; membrane.
GGGCCGGCGCGAUGGGGUCGGCCGACUCCAAGCUGAGCUUCCGGAAGGCGGUGAUCCAGCUCACCACCAAGACGCAGCCCGUGGAAGCCACCGAUGAUGCCUUUUGGGACCAAUUCUGGGCGGACACAACCACUUCCGUGCAGGAUGUCUUUGCACUGGUACCGGCGGCCGAGAUCCGGGCUGUGCGGGAGGAGUCACCCUCCAACCUGGCCACGCUAUGCUACAAGGCCGUGGAGAAGCUGGUGCAGGGCGCCGAGAGCGGCUGCCACUCAGAGAAGGAGAAGCAGAUCGUCCUGAACUGCAGCCGGCUCCUCACCCGCGUGCUGCCCUACAUCUUCGAGGACCCCGACUGGAGGGGCUUCUUCUGGUCCACAGUGCCCGGUGCAGGGCGAGGCGGGGUAGAGGAUGAUGAUGAGAAUGCCCGGCCCCUGGCCGAGUCCCUGCUCCUGGCCAUCGCCGACCUGCUCUUCUGCCCAGACUUCACGGUCCAUAGCCACCGGCGGAGCACUGUGGACUCGGCAGAGGAUGUCCAUUCCCUGGACAGCUGCGAAUACAUCUGGGAGGCCGGCGUGGGCUUCGCUCACUCCCCUCAGCCCAACUACAUCCACGACAUGAACCGGAUGGAGCUGCUGAAGCUGCUGCUGACCUGCUUCUCGGAGGCCAUGUACCUGCCCCCCGCUCCGGAGAGUGGCAGCACCAACCCGUGGGUGCAGUUUUUUUGUUCCACGGAGAACAGACACGCCCUGCCCCUCUUCACCUCUCUCCUCAACACCGUGUGUGCCUAUGACCCUGUGGGCUACGGAAUCCCAUACAACCACCUGCUCUUCUCCGAUUACCGGGAACCCCUGGUGGAGGAGGCUGCCCAGGUGCUCAUUGUCACCUUGGACCACGACAGUGCCACCAGCGCCAGCCCCACCGUGGAUGGCACCACCACAGGCACUGCCAUGGAUGAUGCUGAUCCCCCAGGGCCUGAGAACCUGUUUGUGAACUACCUGUCCCGCAUUCAUCGCGAGGAGGACUUCCAGUUCAUCCUUAAGGGCAUAGCCCGCCUGCUGUCCAACCCCCUGCUCCAGACCUACCUGCCCAGCUCCACCAAGAAGAUCCAGUUCCACCAGGAGCUGCUGGUCCUCUUCUGGAAGCUCUGUGACUUCAACAAGAAAUUCCUCUUCUUUGUGCUGAAGAGCAGUGAUGUCUUGGACAUUCUGGUCCCCAUCCUCUACUUCCUCAACGAUGCCCGAGCGGAUCAGUCUCGGGUGGGCCUGAUGCACAUCGGCGUCUUCAUCCUGCUGCUUCUCAGUGGGGAGCGGAACUUCGGGGUGCGGCUGAACAAGCCCUACUCGGUGCGCGUGCCCAUGGACAUCCCGGUCUUCACUGGGACCCACGCGGACCUGCUCAUUGUGGUGUUCCACAAGAUCAUCACCAGCGGGCACCAGCGGCUGCAGCCCCUCUUCGACUGUCUGCUCACCAUCGUGGUCAACGUGUCCCCCUACCUCAAGAGCCUGUCCAUGGUGGCUGCCAACAAGCUCCUGCACCUGUUGGAGGCCUUCUCCACCACCUGGUUCCUCUUCUCGGCCGCCCAGAACCACCACCUGGUCUUCUUCCUCCUGGAGGUCUUCAACAACAUCAUACAGUACCAGUUUGACGGCAACUCCAACCUGGUCUAUGCCAUCAUCCGCAAGCGCAGCGUCUUCCACCAGCUGGCCAACCUGCCCACCGACCCCCCCGCCAUCCACAAGGCGCUGCAGCGGCGCCGGCGGGCACCCGAGCCCCUGUCCCGCACUGGCUCCCAGGAGGGCGCCUCCAUGGAGGGCUCCCGCCCCGCUGCCCCUGCUGAGCCGGGAACCCUCAAGACCAGCCUGGUGGCCACCCCAGGCAUAGACAAGCUGACGGAGAAGUCCCAGGUGGCUGAGGAUGGCACCUUACGGACCCUGGAGCCUGCGCCCCAGCCCAGCUCGGCAGACAGCAGCCCGAGCACGGAGGACCAGGAGCCCAGCCAGGCCUGGCGGGAGCAGCGGCGGCUGUCCAGCGCAUCGGCCAGCGGGCAGUGGAACCCAACGUCGGAGUGGGUGCUAUCCUGGAAGUCCAAGCUGCCCCUGCAGACCAUCAUGCGGCUGCUGCAGGUGCUGGUCCCCCAGGUGGAGAAGAUCUGCAUCGACAAGGGCCUGACGGAUGAGUCUGAGAUCCUGAGCUUCCUGCAGCACGGCACCCUGGUGGGGCUGCUGCCCGUGCCACACCCCAUCCUCAUCCGCAAGUACCAGGCCAACUCGGGCACCGCCAUGUGGUUCCGCACCUACAUGUGGGGCGUCAUCUACCUGAGGAAUGUGGACCCACCCGUCUGGUACGACACGGACGUCAAGCUGUUUGAGAUCCAGCGGGUGUGAGGACGGCGGGCUGCAGGGAGUGGUCAGCAGGGCUGGCCAGGCCCUGGUCCCCCGACGCCCCGGCCUGCCACUGAGCUUUAAGUGACUGCGAUUCAGGGCCAGGGAGACAGGGUGGUCAUGUCCUGGGUGGCGGCCUCAGGGCCCUGGUGUGGACUGACUCUGCUCGCCGGGGAGCACCACAGGGGCCGCCCGUCUCCAGGGCUGCAGUCACCCCCAGAGCCCUCACCUCGCUCUGGCUCCCCGCAGGCCCGUUCCUGGUCCUCAGUGCCCGCCCAGCUCCUGCGCUGUCCCCUCAGAGGCAACAGAUCACUGUGCCCUCCUGCGGGCAACCCAAUAGGGCCGUGGCCAGUCCCUGGGGGCACGGGGCAGGGAGAGGGGAGUCCUUCCCAGACUGCUAGCCUGAAACCCCCUGGUCCAGGCCAACACCCUCAGGAGGCAGAGGGGCAGUGAGGCUGCUCAUGGGGGGCCAGGGGCUGGUCGACUGCAAAAGCCUGACUAGGGGACCUUGUGCAUUUUAGGGGCUCAAUUGGGGGCUGAAGUUCUCCUGCUAUCUUCUUUCGGGUCAGCAGUUACAACCUGGCUCCCUCUAAUCCGGUAGUUGGGAGAGGGAGGGAAUCGGGGUAGGUGGACCAGGGCGGUCCUCCUGCCCCCGCCCACUGUCUGGAUGGCUGGGAGAGAGCGGCCCCAGGAUGCCACCCUCCUUCCCCCUGGCGCUGGCCCUGGUCUCCCCGCCUCACCUGUGUCAGUACAAUCUUUGCUCUGUACAAUCGAUCUCUUUACACAAUAAAACUGUCUCCAUGAGCUGGCUCU